AUCUACUAGUUUCACUCUCUUCAAAAUUUUCCAACUAAGCAGCGCUCUCUCUCUCUCUCUCUCUCUCUCUCUCUCUCGAGAACACAUAUAGUUAUGUCCCGCCACCCUGAAACCAACCCUCAUUUCGUCAGGCCACUCCAACAGCCCCGCCGCGACCGAGGCGACGGCCGCCGUUCCACCCCACCGGCGGUCAUAACUCCUCCAGUCAGUGGCCCAGCCACUCCUGCCCCGCCGCGCCACCAUAACCAGGAAAUUCCGGACCCUGGCAACCAACACUUCCCUCUCCACGUCGACGAGGAAUUACUCCCGCCGCGCAAUAAGCCAUUGGGCCCGAUCCGCCACCAGGAACGCGGACAGUUUCGCAGCCCAUGGGCCAUACCACCACAUCACCCGCAGCCGGCCCACGGCCCAGCCCAUGAUGGCAACUACCAAAGCCCAUGGAUACUCCCGCCCUCAUCAUCCCACCCGACCGACGAUCACGGCCCGCUCGUCACCGAACCCCACCGCCACGACUCCGAGCCGCCACCGCACCCGCAUCCACAACCACAGCGUCCACAGCCACAACCGCCGCCGAAACAUCCACGUCACCACCGCCAACCCCGCGACGGCCGCAAGCAUCCCCCUCCUCCGCCGCCGCCGCACGACGGCCCCGAUCCGGCCGUGGUCGGGCACCGGCGGGGACGGGGGCCCGUGGUGCCGUCGCCGCGGAAGACGAAAAUCACGACGUGGUGCGCCGCCGUGUGCUGCGCGAUCUUCUGGAUCGCCAUCUUCCUCGUCGGAUUGAUCGUCCUCAUCGUCUACCUCGUCUACCGCCCGCACAACCCGCGGUUCGAGGUCUCCGACGCGACGCUGAACGCCGCGUACCUCGACGCCGGAUCCCUGCUCAACGCCGACGUCUCGGUGCUGGCGAAUUUCACGAACCCCAAUCGGAAGGUCGCCGUCGAUUUCGGGAGCCUGAUCGUCGAUCUCUACUACGGGAGCACGCUGAUCGCGACCCAGUUCAUCCAGCCGUUCUCCGCCGACCGGGCCGGGUCGCGGUUCGUGAACCUGGAGCUGGUGACGAGCCAGGUCCGGAUCCCAUUGGAGGACAGCAAGAAGCUGGAGGAACAGAUCAACAAGAAUACGGUGACGUUCAACGUCAAGGGGGUGUUCCGGGUUCGAUCCAAGCUGGGUUCGUUUCUGAGAUACUCGUAUAAGCUCUACGGUCACUGUACAAUUGUCACGACGGGGCCUCCGAAUGGGAUAUUACGUGGGAAACGGUGCAUUACCAAGCGAUAGAAAUUUUACUUUUGGAGUAAUUUCAUGUCUAAUUGAAUCAUUAAUGACAUGACAUGGAACAUAAUCCACAGAGGAGAAGUUGUGUAGCAUCACGAAGUGAUACAAAAAUGUUUUGAUGCUUACCAAAGUGCUCAUCUGUAAACAGCGAUAUAUGUGUCAAACGAUAAACCGGAACAUGUUUAUGGCAAAAACUGAAUUCAAACUACACUGCAAUCUAGCACAAUUGGGGAGGGCUGUCCAGAAAACCCUUUGUUUUAUCUUCCCCUAAAUACAAAAUAAUAUACAGAUGCUUCAAUGUGAAUUUCAC
Messenger RNA from Linum trigynum, 1585 nucleotides. The record is from the annotation of a GenBank genome assembly. Lineage: Eukaryota; Viridiplantae; Streptophyta; Magnoliopsida; Malpighiales; Linaceae.